GCAUCUCUCUUGGAUUAAAGCGAGAGAGACAGAGUGAGAGAGAUAGGCUGAGAGAAUGAGAGUGCAUAGAGAGUGAUUGAAUUGAGCAAAUUCAAAGCUGAACACAGGACUCGGGGCACGUACUUGGAGAAAUAAACGCUUGGCGACAACCUGAAGCAAAGUCGGAGCGGUGAUUUGGUUUGUCAUAUUUAAGGUAUACAGUUUAUCACCUGACUACUAUACUGAACUGUGCGAGGAAGCAUGAAUGUGGACAUCGAGGGGAUAAUCCAGUGCAUCAAGCAGGGAGAUGAGAAUGGUGUUCAGAUAAGGCUGCAGGAGUUCAACAAAGAGUAUGCCCAGUGUUUCUUCUUUGACACAGAGGAGAGGGAAAGACGGAGACAAAGGCGACUAGAAGAGUUCAGGAAGAAUAAAGUGAGGGACUACACUGAUUCUGACUCGGACUUGGACGAGUACGACCUGGAGGAUCGAGGACUCAUCCUCAGACAGAAUUUAGGUGUUGUCCUUGUGAGGUUCAUAAGGACGCAAGUCAAAUGUCACCUGUUGAGAGUAUGCCUACGCACUCUGAGGAUCCUGUCCCGGGACCAAAAGGUCUUGGGGCCUUUGGUGACCGACAGCGCCCUCCUGACUCUGGCCAAACUAGCCGGGCUGACCACAAGUGACAUCAGUGAUGAAGUCAGCGACCCCGACUCUGAUUUCUACGAUAACAUCAUUGCCUCUCUCACCGAAACCAAAGUGCUGCAGGGUCACACUAAUGAGGAUGAAGCUGAAGCUGAAACUAACAACCAAAACGAGGAGCCGCCGGCCUUCGACGAGGAUGCCAAAAGCGACAUCAGCAUCACCAACAGCGGCGAUUUGGACAGCAUCAGCUGGUUUGGGAGCCACAGGACGAGCAUCAACGAACUGCACAGAGGUGGGACGCAUCACAGGGUCCUGGAGCGAGGGCGGAGGGACCGCAGAGAGAGUAAGAUGGAUGUGGAGGAGGAGGUGGAGGAGUUGGAGUCCGGAGAGGAGGCAAAGAGAAAAGAGGCCAUGAAGGUGUUGUGUAACGUGGUGUACAACAGCGCCUGGGCACAGGAAAGGUUCAGUGCUCUCAGGCUCAUGUGUGGCCUCAUAGAGCGCGUAUCAUCCAGUGUCAGCUGGUCGAAUCCCUCUAGUGCUCAGUUUUAUGAACUGCGCUUUAUGUUCCUCAUGACUGCACUCCGGCCAGAGCUCAGCACCCAGCUUAAACAGGAGGGAGGGGUUUCCAUCCUCACAGCAGCCUUGGAGAGCUGCCUGGAGGUGCAGUGGAAGGACCAGUAUGAGUGUGUCUUGGACCCACAGACACAGCCCAUCUCUCUGGAAACCUCUCAGCGCGUCACAGAGAUCCUCAAAAUUCUCUUCAAUAUCACGCACAGCACCCACAAGCAGGACCCAAGUGAGGAUGAUGCGGCUCUGUACCGACACCUGGUGGCGAUCCUGCGCCUCUGUCUGCUGAGGAAGUGUCUCCUGUCAGAAGACACAGAUGAACUGCAGGGUCACACAGUGAACCUGUUGUCAGCGCUUCCUCUGCAGUGUCUCGAUGUGUUGCUGACGGUGCCUCUGGAGCCAGAUUCAGAGCAGUGCAAGGGGGUCAACAUGGACUGCAUCCACACCCUGCUGAUGUUCAUGGAGAGACGCCUGGAGGCGGGAGAUAAGAUCAAAGAGAAGCUGACACCAAUCCUCAAUCUGCUGACGGAGAGCUGCAGGGCUCACAGAGAAACACGGCACUACAUCAGAAAAUAUAUCCUGCCUCCUCUGAGAAACGUAUCACAGAGGCCAGAGGAAGGCACCACAGUGAAGAGCCGUCUGAUUCGUCUUAUGACUCAUCUGGACACAGACCUCAAACACUGUGCCGCUGACCUCAUCUUUGUCCUCUGCAAGGAAAAUGUGAGCCGUUUUGUGAAGUAUACGGGUUACGGUAACGCAGCAGGUCUGCUGGCCACCAGGGGGCUCCUGGGAGGCCAGGGGCCCAGGACCUCUGAUACCCAGUACUCCAGCGACUCUGAUUCAGACACCGAGGAGUACCGGCAGGUCAAAGACCGCAUCAACCCAGUGACGGGGCGGGUGGAGGCAGAGCAGCCAGACCCUAUGGAGGGCAUGACAGAGGAGGAGAAGGAGGAGGAGGCCAAGAGGCUGAUCAUGCUCUUCAACAAGCUGUCCAGAGACAACAUCAUCCAGCCGAUGGGAGUGGAUGAAGAGGGGAAGCUCGUCCCAAUGUCAGGACUGAAGGAAAAUCCUCUCUCUGAGGAGGCGAGGUCUGAGUCAGAGAAUGACGGAGAAACAGAGGAAGGAGACAAGGACUGAUUUCUGUUCAUCAGUUUGUUCAGUUUAUCGAUAUUACUUUGUAAACAUUUCACUUGUACAGGUCAUCAGUGGAAAAGAUGUGUUGUGUCUCUAUGGGUGGUGUGAAAAGACAGAGCGAUGUAGUUCUCGACCAAACAGAGUCGUGCUGAGAGAGAAUAAAUUCAAGAAAGGAUAUUUAAAAAAAGAAAAACCUAGACAAAAAAACCAAAGGUAAUUUCACACUUCUUCUUCUUUUGACUCAGACUGGCAGCGUAGAGCAGCAAUACAGUUACGUGUGACAUCGCAAUGGUGAAAAGGCCAUUUUGAUCAUGUAGUAGAUUCAGCAGAGGAAUGCUACCCAUUAAUGUUUCAAUAAAGUUUUCAAAACAAAUAA
Molecule: messenger RNA, 2695 nt
Organism: Maylandia zebra (zebra mbuna)
Lineage: Eukaryota; Metazoa; Chordata; Actinopteri; Cichliformes; Cichlidae
Product: chaperone Ric-8A
Biological process (GO): G protein-coupled receptor signaling pathway
Cellular component (GO): plasma membrane; cytoplasm
Molecular function (GO): G-protein alpha-subunit binding; guanyl-nucleotide exchange factor activity
Source: RefSeq, a predicted model, not a curated record